Echinops telfairi (small Madagascar hedgehog) is the source of this 2144-nucleotide messenger RNA. RefSeq names its product WD repeat and FYVE domain containing 1 (gene WDFY1). NCBI's taxonomy places the organism in Eukaryota, Metazoa, Chordata, Mammalia, Afrosoricida, Tenrecidae. Gene Ontology annotation, molecular function: metal ion binding; protein binding. The transcript is spliced from 13 exons. Bases 1 to 1179 code for a protein of 392 amino acids. The record is from RefSeq and is a predicted model, not a curated record.
AUGGCGUGGAAGCAGUGUCCAGGUCUCCGUGAGCGUUUUCUUUCCAUUUCCAUCGACAAUGUUGCUCCGUUGACUCAGUUCAGAACUAUCCGAGUAUGGCUGAAGAGAGACAGUGGCCAGUACUGGCCCAGCAUUUACCACACCAUGGCAUCUCCUUGCUCCGCUAUGGCUUACCAUCAUGACAGUAGACGCCUCUUUGUGGGCCAGGAUAACGGAGCCGUGAUGGAAUUCCAUGUUUCUGAAGAUUUUAAUAAGAUGAAUUUUAUCAAGACCUACCCAGCUCAUCAGAACCGGGUGUCUGCCAUCAUCUUCAGCGUGGCCACGGAGUGGGUGAUCAGCACAGGCCACGACAAGUGUGUCAGCUGGAUGUGCACCCGGAGCGGGAGCCUGCUGGGGAGGCACUUCUUCACCUCCUGGGCCUCAUGUUUACAAUAUGAUUUUGAUACUCAGUAUGCUUUUGUUGGGGAUUACUCUGGACAGAUCACCCUGCUGAAGCUUGAUCAGAGCACCUGUUCAGUUAUCACAACCCUCAAAGGACAUGAAGGUAGUGUUGCCUGCCUGUGGUGGGACCCUAUUCAGCGGUUACUCUUCUCAGGAGCAUCUGACAACAGCAUUAUCAUGUGGGACAUUGGAGGAAGGAAAGGCCGAACCCUCCUGCUUCAGGGCCACCAUGACAGGGUGCAGGCGCUGUGCUACCUCCAGCUCACGCGGCAGCUGGUUUCCUGCUCCUCGGAUGGUGGCAUCACCGUGUGGAACAUGGAUGUGAGCAGAGAAGAGGCUCCUCAGUGGUUGGAAAGUGAUUCUUGUCAGAAAUGCGAACAGCCCUUUUUCUGGAACAUAAAGCAGAUGUGGGACACAAAAACUCUGGGGUUGAGACAGCAUCACUGCAGGAAAUGCGGGCAGGCCGUCUGCGGGAAGUGCAGCAGCAAGCGCUCCAGCUACCCGGUCAUGGGCUUCGAGUUCCAGGUCCGCAUGUGCGACUCCUGCUACGACUCCAUCAGAGACGAAGAUCGGACUCCGUUGGCAACCUUUCAUGAAGGAAAACACAACAUUUCCCACAUGUCUGUGGACGUUGCUAGGGGACUGAUGGUGACCUGUGGGACCGACCGAGUUGUAAAGAUCUGGGACAUGACGCCGGUGGUUGGCUGCAGUCUGGCGACUGGAUUUUCCCCACACUGAUCCCAGAGCUGGACGAUUCACACACCCUCGGGAAAGCACCCGUCACCAAGUGAAAUCCUCCCCACAGUCACUGUCACGUGAAAGGGCAGUAGCCACUUUAAAAAGAAAUCAGCAUUUUUACAAUGAAAGACAAGAACCGUAAAAGCACGUUGCUGAGCACUUGGGGGACUAGCGUCGGAAAGCUCGGCGUGGUGCUUGGCUGAGGAAUGUAAUUGAUGCCACAGAAUUCCCUCGUGAACGCUGCGCUCCCGUGUUCUGAAAGAAUCAUGUAGGAAAUGAACGUUUUAGAUGGAACAAAAAAGGCAAUGGUUUAGAGUGUUCUUGAAGCAGUCACAAGGGCACCCACACUUCUGCUCAGACCCGGUGGAUUUUCCCAGGCCGUUGGGCGCUCUGUUGGAGCUGAAAUGAGGGGGGAGGAAGCCUUCUCUCUCUGGAGGGUUGGCAGCGGGAGUUGAGGAAACCAGAGCUCUCUCUCUGUCUUCCAGCAGGAUGGGAGUGUUCUGGACAGUUAUCGAUAAACUCCUUACAAAUAAUCUGCACUUAGCAUUUGCCUCGCUUCAGUUAUUCUUCCUGGCCACUCUGCCACGGGAAAAUAUCCGUAGUUGUUCUAAAGUUGUGAAGUUUCUAUCCUGGCCAAGGCAGUCCACAGCCUGCCAUUUUCCCAUAUGCGCUCGAAGGACAAAACUUUUUUUAAUGGUGCUGUUAAUGGGAUCCCACAAGCCGCCCGACCUUUUCUCGCCCCAGUUACCAGCGUGAUUGCCAUGGGAAGGGAUCAGCCUGUUCUGUGGAACAGCACAGUCCUGCCGCUCCCGACAGACACAGUCUGUCCCUUCUUGCCAGUGGCGCCAAGUGAUGCCACAGAAGGAAACCCGAGGCCCUGAGCUCUCCUCCUGAACCAGGUCUUGCACAAUAAUUGCCAACCCAUAAAUCACAACCAUAAACACUUGUAACAUUUGUUGUAUAAA